This is a messenger RNA of Brassicogethes aeneus, 1279 nucleotides long. Lineage: Eukaryota; Metazoa; Arthropoda; Insecta; Coleoptera; Nitidulidae. The record is from the annotation of a GenBank genome assembly.
CGCACAAACGUCACUUUAACGUAUAACCUCAAAAACAACGUGCCUUCAAAACAUCAAAAAUGUGCAGUGUCGGCGAUGAAAACUUUGAAACCGAAGAAGAAAAAUGCAUGCCAGCCGGAGGAAAAAUAACUCUUGCCAACACAAAGUGUAAUAAAUGCAGGGAAAACGAUCCCAUAGUGGUGCUUCGUAGCAAAGAUGCAUAUUGUGAGGCAUGUUUUUUGGCCGGGGCUACACAUAAGUUUAAAGCUCUGCUUGGAAAACACAAACUUAUCAGGCCUAAUGAUAAAGUUUUGAUACACCAUCAAAUCGGGCAUCCUAGCACCGCGUUAUUGCAUUUUUUAAGGUGUGGGUUGGAUUUAACAACACAUAAGAAGCUGAGAUUUGAUGUUAUUUUUGUUUACGUUGAAGAUAAUAGUCAGUUUACAGUUGAUUAUAGAAAAGAAGUUUUAAAGAAGAUUGAAAAUGAAAUAAAAUUAUUCAAGUUUGUCAUAAAAUUUGUUUCUUUUAAUGAUUAUAUUGUAAAUAAUAAUAAAUUAGGUGACAUAGUCGACAAUCCUGAUAAUUUAACGUUAAAUGAAGAUGAUAAAAUAAAUAUAAACAAUAUUUUUGUGAGCAAACUUAAUAAAACCAACAAAAAUGAUAUUCUGCACAUAAAAAAACGUAAUUUAUUAAUUGAAAUUGCUAAAAACUUAAACUGUAAGUUUAUAUUAACCCCUGAAAUAUCUAGUGAUAUAGCUUCUCAGUUAUUGGGAGAAAUAUCAUUGGGAAGGGGGUCUCAUGUCCCAAUUGAUACAGGUUUUUGUGAUGACAGAAACCAAGAUGUUAAAAUACUAAGACCACUCAGACUAUUUGACAUGAAAGAGCUAGCAUUUUACAAUAAACUUAAUAGUUUAGACCCAAUUUCUAUAAAACAAACAGAAAUAAAUCCUUAUAGUUCUGUACAAGACCUAAUGAAGAAGUUUGUAAAUGAUUUACAAGUUAAUUACCCAGCCACUGUAACCACUAUUAUGAAAACUGGGGAUAAAUUGGCUAUAAAUGAUAAUGGCAAACAAAAAUGCCAACUUUGUAUGGGUCCAAUUUUAAACAGUAAUGAGGAAUUGUCAUCUGCAGAAUCAACAAGCUUUUCCCAUUGGGUUUCCACCCAAAAACCGGAUAACUCCAAGGAAAAAUCAAGGCAGGAAAAAUAUGACAGCAUAUUGAAACAUUACAAAGUAUCAGAAAAUAAUAAUUAUUGUUAUUCCUGUAAAAAAAUAGAGGGUUCAAUAAAAAGCUAAUAUAA